Molecule: messenger RNA, 2032 nt
Organism: Frieseomelitta varia
Lineage: Eukaryota; Metazoa; Arthropoda; Insecta; Hymenoptera; Apidae
Product: putative fatty acyl-CoA reductase CG5065
Exons: 8
Coding region: 122-1657 (511 amino acids)
Biological process (GO): long-chain fatty-acyl-CoA metabolic process
Cellular component (GO): peroxisome
Molecular function (GO): alcohol-forming very long-chain fatty acyl-CoA reductase (NADP+) activity
Source: RefSeq, a predicted model, not a curated record
AGGAGCAUUAUGUGACAGCGUAUGUAAUAUAUUACACCUUCUAUUACAUUCUUCUUUUCACUUUCGUGUGGAAUAACAGCUAAAAGAAUUUCCUUCGCAUUGCACGUUCGGUUGUUGUCUCAUGAAAUUUGAAAAAGGGAAAACCUGCACUAUGGUUGAAAUUAAGGAAGAAUUGAAUCAAACGAAUUCCAUCGAGGAAUUUUACGCCGACACUGUGAUUCUACUGACCGGGGCUACCGGUUUCGUGGGGAAAGGUCUUUUGGAAAAAUUGAUGCGUGUUUGUCCACGCAUAGCUGCCAUUUUCAUACUUUUGCGUCCGAAAAGAAACCAGACGAUAGAAGAGCGAUUCAAAAAGCUUGUAGAUGAUCCCGUUUUCGAAUUCGUGAAAGCAAAGCAUGGUUCUUCAAUUCUUAAUAAAUGUCAGCCUGUAGAGGGUGACGUGAGUCUGUCAAACUUAGGUCUUUCUUCAGAAGAUAGAAUCAUGUUGAUAGAAAAAGUGAACAUAGUGUUUCACAUCGCGGCCACUGUAACUUUUAAACAACCGUUGGAUAAUGCUGUUAAUACAAAUACGAAAGGUACCAUUCGUGUCAUUGACCUGUGCAAGGAACUAAACCAGAUAAUCAGCUUCAUCUAUGUUAGCACAGCUUAUAGUAAUGCUAAUUUAUCAGACAUCGAAGAAAAAGUUUACACCACGAUUUGGGAACCUUCUGAGAUAAUCAACAUUUGCGAUAAACAAGAUAAAACCUCAAUCGCACUAUUAGAAGAAUCAAUUUUGAAAACUCAUGCAAACACGUAUACAUUCGCGAAGAAUCUAGCGGAGCAGAUUGUGUUCAGUGAUAGUAAAAGUUUUCCAACUGCAAUAGUACGACCCAGUAUAAUUGGUGCUUCUUUGGAACAGCCGUGUCCUGGUUGGGUAGAUAAUGUCUAUGGAAUUACAGCUGUAUGUCUGCAAGUCGGUAAAGGUAAUAUAAGGGUGUUACCAGCUAAGAUGGACGCCAGAUUAGAUUUAGUACCUGUAGAUUACGUCGUCGACACGAUACUGUGUGCCGCGUGGCAUGUUACCAUACAUCGAGAUGCAGAAGUUAAAGUGUAUAACUGUACGAGUAACGCAAGUCCUCUUAGCUGGAAAUAUCUGUCAAAUAUUUACAAGGAUGUUAGCGUAGAAACGCCGAUGAACGAUAUACUAUGGUAUCCGUAUUUCAAAGUAGUAGAAAGCAAAUUUCUUUACGAUAUUUUGAAUAUAUUCUUGAAUGUUUUCCCCGCAUUUGUUAUGGAUAUUGUUUUAAAAUUUCGGGGUAAGAAGCCAAUAAUGAUGAAAAUUAACAAGCGUUUCAAUCAGCUGUUGACAAUGACAACAUACUUCAGAAUGCGCGAAUGGACUUUUCAUAGAGAUAAUGUUUGUAAAAUGGUGGAGGACAUAAAGGUGUUGAAGGACAGCAAUAACUUGAAAUUGGAUUUACGAGAUAUGGAUUGGAAGAAGUAUAUUACAAAUUACCAGAUAGGAGCUUCAAAAUUCAUUCUGAAGGAAAAAUCUGAUCCUAUAAAUGCAGCGCGACGGUUAUCACUGUUUUAUUGGAUACAUAAUAUAACUCAAAUAUCCGGUGUAGUCGUUCUUUCAUCUAUAAUAAUAUUCUUUGUAUAUUGUAUAAUGUAUUGACUAUUUAAGCGAUAUAUUUUCUAUUUAAAUAUUUGCACAAAGUAAUUUAAUUUAAACAAAAUAUAUAACAUUUUACAAACAUGUUCAUCGACUUAAAUUGAUAGAACUUGUUUAGUUUCCUUCAAAUGUUCCAUUUUUACAUGCUACAAAUUAAUACGCAUAAUUAUUUAAAUCGAAUUCUACUUAGGUGUAUACGUUGGCUUAGUAUGACUGAGGAACGAGUCACACUCACUAGAGAAUAAUCUAUUGGAUUGAAAAUAAUGAUACUUCAUCAGUAAAGGAAUGUAAAUGUAAUAAGAAUUUGAAAUAUAAAAUAAGAAUAUAAAAAAAAUAUAACGAUUCACAACAGGAAUUGAUGGAAUUUGGGACGAAAAA